AUGACAGGCCCCACCGCCACCACGCUCUACAACCUCAUCCUACCCACCAUCUUCCUCAACCCCGUCCUCUUCCUCCAUAGUCUCAACACCAUCCUCACCAAGCUGUUACCCACCAUGAACGGCUAUGAAGGCAACAGCGCGCAACCACACCUCGACAUCCACGCUUCGGAAUCGCUGUGUUGGGGUUACACAGCCCUGAUCGUUUGGGCGCAGAUGGUUGCGUUUCUGAGGUUCGACAGGUUGAGGGAGGAGCAAGAAAAGGCCCGGUCAAGGAAAGGAGGAAAGCAGAAGCAUAGGCAGGAAGAUGAUGGAUAUGGUUGA
This is a messenger RNA of Endocarpon pusillum Z07020, 321 nucleotides long. RefSeq lists its product as uncharacterized. NCBI's taxonomy places the organism in Eukaryota, Fungi, Ascomycota, Eurotiomycetes, Verrucariales, Verrucariaceae. The transcript has a single exon. The record is from RefSeq and is a predicted model, not a curated record. The coding region runs from base 1 to 321 and encodes 106 amino acids.